AUGGCAGCAAGGAACAGGCACCUCAACUCUCUCCUGCUGCUGAUGCUGCCACUGCUAGCCGUGGUACUAGCUGGUAAAACGCCUGAUGGUGGCAGUGCGGAGAGAGGACUCGUGCCCACGGAGCCGACGGCCACGAUCAAACUGCGGGGAGGAGAUGCAAGCAGCGGCCGGCUCCUCGCAUCCUCAAACCUUCCAGCCCAUGGAUCUUCCGCAUAUUCUUCCCCUUCCUCUCCCUCUCCACGAAAAUCCCAAUCAUCGCCACGUUCACUACCCUCUGCCGCCGCGGCCAUCGAAUCCUUGAUCCGCGGCCCCCCCUGCUCCUCCAAGUGCCCCUUGGGCUAUGAGUUCGAGCCUGUCGCCUCGGGCCUAAAGGACGACCUGCAUGGCACCGUGCUGGUUCUCCUCGAUGACGUGCCCGCUGCAGACACAGACACAGACGCAGACACAGACACAGGCGCAGACACAGACACAGGCACAGACGCCGGCACAGACGGGGCAGCACAGGGCGGGGCUGGCGGCAAGGGUGAUAGGCGGACUGGCAGUGCUGACAGUGGGGCUGGCGAGGAGAGUGGGGAGGACGAGGAUGAUAGGGGGCUUGGGAACGGGCGUGGUGGAGGUGAUUUGGAGGAGGUUGAGGAGGAGACUGAGAGAAAUAAUAGUUGGGCGGAUGAGUUGAUGGAGCAGGGGCAAGCGCAGGGACAAGGGAAGGGGCAGGGACAAGGGAAGGGGCAGGGAAAAGGGAAGGGGCAGAGGCAGGGGCAGGGGCAGGGGCAGGGGCAGGGGCAGGGGCAGGGGCAGGGGCAGGGGCAGGGGCAGGGGCAGGGGCAGGGGCAGGGGCAGGGGCAGAGGCAGGGGCAGGGCAAAGGACAGAGGCAGGUGAAGAAGCGGAGUUGCAAAUGCGUGGAGCCUUUCCUCGUGUCGCUGCGGUUCUCCAUCUGCUCCUCCAACAUCACCCUCAACCCCCGCCUCAACCCCGCCCUCUCCUCCCCACCCGGCCGCCCUGCCCCAGUUCCUCCACCAUCCCCUUUGUCGUCCGAUCCCCCACCCGCGCCUGACAGGCGGGCGGCGGACACUGGCACCUUCUUCCCGUGGUUCAAACCCAAAGGGCGCAAAGACCCGCCCCGGUCACAGCUAGACGAGGACGACGAUGAUCAGAGCGUUUCUUUUCAGCGCGACAGGCAGGGCAGGGCAGGGCAGCAGGGGGGUGAUGCAGCAGGGCGGGGCAGUGCUCCCCCGGCAGCCAUGCCCCUCAACCUACCAGAGCUCGAAUACCACUGCCUGCCGCUGCUGGCCCCCCCCUCCCCGCCCCUCUCCACUCCUCCCUCGCGAAACCCGCCUGCCACUGAGGCAGUGCGGAAUGCGACAACAGCAGCAGUGGCGACGCUGUUUGCGCCGCCAGCCCUCGCGCGCUUCGCAGGGAGCCUCAUGGUGCUGCUGGCACAAAACAACGCCGCCACCGCCGUGGCCGUCACUCCCGUCGGCCUCAGGGGCGUGGAUCUCGCCAUCUAUCCCCGCCUCGGCUUCGACGGCUUCCUCCCGGAAGAGGAAAAGGCGAUGUGGAGGCGUCUGGCACGCAUUGGCAAGGGCGUUUACGACCUCGGGCCGCGUGGUCCUGGUGCAGUGCAGAACGGUUCUGUGGGUUCUAAUUCGUGGGAAGAAAAGAUACCUACCGGGCCUUCUCUCUUCAGGGUGUUCUUUGAAUUGGUCUAUGUUACGCUGCCCAACAACAGCAGGAGCAGCAACCGCAGCAGCAACGUCACUGGCAACACCGUCACCGUUUCUGAUGACCCUUAUGCUGCUGCGGCUGGAGCACCCCCUGUGGACGGCUGGCCUGUAUCAACUGCGGAUUCUUCCAGUAACAGCAGCAGGAGCACUGCUGAUUCUGCUCCGUCUUCUGGCCUUUCCACUCCCCUCGUUGUAGCCAUUGCUCUCGCUGCCGCAGCUGCUACCGCCACUGCCGCCAUUGCUGCUGUCCUGCUCUUCUGCCCCACCUCCUGCUGUGGCGGCAGGAGGAAGCACCGCAGGAGUGACAGCUCGAGCAGCAGCGGUGGCAAGGGCGGGGGGAAGCUGUUUGGGGCGAAUCUGCGGGUGUUUGGAGGGAAGGGGCUCGAUGGAGGGAUGGUGAAGCUGAAUGGUUUCCGCAAGGCGCUUGGAAGCAAAGCCUUUGCUCGCCUCAUCCCUGACCCAGAAGCCAUCCUCGCUACAGGCGCACUCGACAUAAGCUACGCCGCCAUCGAGGCCGCCACGCACCGCUUCAGCGAGAAGAACCUUCUGGGAAGGGGCACGUUCGGGCGCGUGUACAAGGCCACUCUGCCCAAUGGAAUGAGGCUUGCUAUCAAGAGGCUCGACCUGUUGGUUGCUGGGGGAGACGUGGGCCGAGGGGGGGGCGCCGGAGGAGGGCGAGGGGGAGGCCAAGCAGGGGUGUCCAGGGAAGCUGCCAGGAAGCUGUUCGUGCAGCAGGUGGAGGCUCUUUCACUCAUGCGCUGCCCCCACGUGGUGCCUCUGCUGGGUUACUCCACAGAUGGAGUCAGUGCCGUGCUGGCAUAUGAGUUUGUGCCCAACGGCAGCCUGCACGACCACCUGCAUGGCUCAGGCCGAUUAGACUGGGCACACAGGGUGAAGAUCGCAGUUGCCGUAGCCAGGGGCCUGCAGAGCCUGCACCAGCGCCUGGUCCCCAUCGGCCCCGCCUCGCCCCUCUCCCACCCCCAUGAAGCCACUGCCUCCCAGGACCCAUCCCACAUGCAGCACCCAGGAGGAGCAACCGGCCAAGCAGCUUCAUCUACCUCACCUUACACCACAAACCCCGGCUACGGCUCCAGCCCCACUGCCCGCCUCACCCCCCCCGAUGUCUCUUCUGACUCUCUACAGAACAGUGCUUUUGCCUCUCCCCAUAGUUCCCUGCCCUCGUCCCUCAGCGGCUCCCCCCACAAGCUGGACACGCUGCAGGAGAGCCCGCUGGAAGGGGAAGGGGACGGGGAGGGGGAGGGGUAUGGGGACGGAGAGGAGGAUUUUCUUGUCUCUGUGAGCCAGGGGAAUGGGGGUGGCGAUAGCGAUAGCUACAGCAGCAGUGGGGAGUUUGAGAGUGGGGUGGGGAGUGGUGUUGGUGGGGUGGGGAUGGAUGGGGAGGAGGGGGAGGGCGAGGGCGGUGGGGGGAAGGAGGAGGUGGUGGUGAGGGACGGGCGGCGAUGGGUGCGGGCAGUGCAUGCAAACCUUAAGAGCGCCAACGUGCUGCUUGACAACCAGGGGAAUGCUAAGGUCACUGACUACUGCCUCUCUCGACUGGCGGAGGACGCUCUUCCCACCAGGCGGGGCGGCAGAGCCACUGGCACGUUCGGGUACCUCGCACCAGAAGGGGUGCUGUUCGGUGUGAACACGCAGCGCAGUGAUGUGUACAGCUUUGGGGUGAUCCUACUGGAGCUCAUCACAGGGCGAAGGCCCAUCGACCUCUCCAAGCGACCCGACGAGCAGUCCCUCGUCUCAUGGGCCGUGCCGCUCAUUGACCGGGAUGAGACGCUUGCCAUUGCUGACCCGGCCUUGCGGAACCGCUUUCCACCAACCAGCUUCCACCACUUGGCUACUGUUGCUGCAGUGUGUGUGCAAUCUGAGCCGUCCUUCCGGCCAACGAUGACACAGGUCCUUGGAUCGCUGGUCCCUCUCAUUGACCUCGCCGAGCAGUGGAAGAGCCAGGGGAAGCCACAUGCCGGGCCCCUCAAGUCUGCUUCUCCGCCCUCAUCUGGUUUGACAGAGAAUGUCUCGGCGGCCCUGCUUGUCCAACAGCAGCAGCAGAUUUACCGGCAGGGCCACGCGAACGAGGCGGCGGACGGUAACGAUAACGGCGACGACGAUCCGCUGCCGGUGGGGCUGGGCGCGCUGGACUGGGCGUUCAACAUGCUGCGCUGGUGCCCCGCCAGCGACCUCGAGCUGCGAUCGUGCGAAUGUCGCCUGCUCUCGUUCGUUAGGACCCCGCAUCGCGUGAUCCAAAUCGACAUCGGCCACCCGCCGGCCGUCCGCAAGAAAGCCACCGUCUGGCCGUCAGAAAAUCCGCUGGAAGACACCCUGUCGUGGGGCUGGCAGAAGGCGGCGGAAACCGACGGCGGAAGCGGCGGCGGCGGAAGCGGGGGCGCAGGCGACGGCGACGCGGCGGAGAACUGCUUUAUCAACACGCUGGUGGUGGGGGCGACGACGUGCCGCGGCGACGGGCGCGGCGACGAGGAGGAGAUGAACGGGAAGCCGAACCUGGUGAUGAUCCACGGGUACGCCGCCGCGCUCGGUUUCUUCUUCCGCAACUACGACGCGCUCGCGGAGCACUUCAAUGUCUACUCCAUCGACCAGCUCGGGUGGGGAGCUUCCAGUCGCCCCACAUUCACACCAGCUUCUCCGGAAGAGGCGGAGACAUGGUUCGUGGAGGCACUGGAGGCGUGGCGCAAGGAGAUGGGGCUGCGACGCUUCGUGCUGCUCGGCCACUCCUUUGGAGGCUUCGUUGCCUCUAGAUACGCGCUCAAGUACCCAUCCCGGGUGCUCCGUCUGGUGCUGGUGGGGCCGGCGGGCUUCAGCCACGAGUCGGCCAAGAUGCAGCUCUUCCGCUCCACCUGGAAGGGCUUUGUCUUCCAGUGCUACUGGGACACCAACAUCCCGCCGCAGCAAUUCAUUCGCUGGUUGGGUCCCUGGAGUCGGGACAUUGUGAAGACCGCAACCACACAGCGAUGGUCCGACCUGCCACCACCACAAGAGAACAUGACCCCCGAGCAAGUCGACGCCUUCUGUGACUACAUAUACCAGACGCUAUCAGCGCCCAUGAGUGGCGAGCAGUGCAUGAAGUUUAUCUUCUCCCUGGGGGCCUUUGCUCGCCGCCCGCUCAUCGACAGUGCGGUGCACUGGAAGGCGCCGACAACGUUCAUCUACGGGGAGCAGGACAUCAUGGACCAUCGGGCAGGGCUUGCAGCGGCCAAGCAGAUGCCCGUGCCGGCCGAGGUCUUCAACGUGCAAGAGGUUGGCCACAUGCUAUUUUUGGAAAAGCCUACCAUUUUCAGGGAUGCCAUUUUGUACGCUUGUCGAGACAUUCUCCCUGCGAGCUGCUCCACAGUGGAUGCGGCGUGGAAGCAUGUGGAACCCCACCACAUCCCCCUCACCACCUGCCAUAAGAUUCAUCUGGACAUGACUUCAACGGUUCUGAUCGCGCCGCAAGGAAACAGUGGUGUGAGAAGAUUGGCCAGCGGCUGGGGGAUUGGUUGA
Messenger RNA from Closterium sp. NIES-65, 5232 nucleotides. Lineage: Eukaryota; Viridiplantae; Streptophyta; Zygnematophyceae; Desmidiales; Closteriaceae. The record is from the annotation of a GenBank genome assembly.